Molecule: messenger RNA, 4132 nt
Organism: Arvicanthis niloticus (Nile rat)
Lineage: Eukaryota; Metazoa; Chordata; Mammalia; Rodentia; Muridae
Gene: Wdr6
Product: WD repeat domain 6
Biological process (GO): tRNA methylation
Cellular component (GO): cytoplasm
Molecular function (GO): protein binding
Source: RefSeq, a predicted model, not a curated record
CAGGGCUUUGCUACCUGUAGCUAAGGGCUCCGGAGCUCUGCCGCUCGGCUCUCCAGACGGCUGGUUCUCGCGAGAACGCAGCUCUCUCCUUGUCUGUGGCAGCUACAGCAGCUUAAGGACCAUCAUGGACGCUUUCAGCGACUAUGUCUGGCCGCGGGCGACCUCCGAGCUCAUACUCCUCCCCGUCACGGGUCUGGAGUGCAUUGGGGACAGGCUGCUGGCGGGUGAGGGGCCUGAUUUACUGGUGUACAACUUGGACUUUGGUGGGCAUCUCCGGAUGGUGAAACGAGUCCAGAACCUGCUUGGUCACUAUCUCAUCCAUGGGUUCCGAGUGCGACCAGAGCCCAAAGGAGACCUGGAUUCUGAGGCCAUGAUAGCUGUGUUUGGGAGCAAGGGACUCAGAAUUGUGAAAGUAAGCUGGGGUCAAAGCCAUCUUCGAGAGCUCUGGCGCUCUGGCCUGUGGAAUAUGUCCGACUGGAUCUGGGAUGCACGCUGGCUUGAGGGUAACAUAGCCUUGGCCUUGGGCCACAACUCGGUGGUACUGUAUGACCCAGUGAUAGGAUGCAUGCUGCAGGAUGUCCCCUGCACAGACAGGUGCACCCUCUCCUCAGCCUGCCUGAUUGGAGACACCUGGAAGGAACUGACCAUAGUGGCAGGCGCAGUCUCCAAUGAGCUCCUGGUCUGGUAUCCAGCAACCGCUCUAACAGACAACAAACCCGUGGCACCUGACCGGCGGGUUAGUGGACAUGUGGGUGUCAUCUUUAGCAUGUCGUACCUGGAAAGCAAGGGCCUGCUGGCAACUGCUUCAGAAGAUCGAAGUGUUCGAAUCUGGAAGGUGGGCGACCUCCGGGUGCCUGGGGGUCGGGUUCAGAAUAUUGGCCACUGCUUUGGACAUAGUGCCCGUGUGUGGCAGGUAAAGCUCUUAGAGAAUUAUCUGAUCAGUGCAGGAGAGGACUGUGUCUGCUUGGUGUGGAGCCACGAAGGUGAGAUCCUUCAGGCCUUUCGAGGCCACCGGGGCCGAGGGAUCCGGGCCAUAGCUACUCACGAGAGGCAAACCUGGGUGGUCACUGGGGGAGACGACUCAGGAAUUCGUCUCUGGCAUCUGUCAGGCCGGGGCUACCCAGGCUUGGGUGUCUCAUCUCUGUGCUUCAGAUCUCCUAGCCGGCCAGGUGCCCUCAAGGCUGUGACUCUGGCUGGUUCUUGGCGAGUACUGGCAGUGACUGACGAGGGGGCCCUGUACCUCUAUGACCUUGAGGUCAAGAACUGGGAGAAGCUUCUGGAGGACAAUCGCUUUCAGUCUUACUGCCUGCUGGAGGCAGCUCCUGGUCCUGAGGGUUUUGGACUCUGUGCCUUGGCCAAUGGGGAGGGUCUUGUGAAGGUUGUCCCUAUCAACACCCCCACUGCUGCUGUUGACCAGAACCUGUUCCAGGGGAAGGUCCACAGCCUGAGCUGGGCCCUGCGUGGGUAUGAGGAGCUGCUUCUAUUGGCAUCAGGCCCCGGCGGGGUGGUAGCUUGCUUGGAGAUCUCAGCUGCACCCACUGGCAAGGCCAUCUUUGUCAAGGAACGUUGUAGGUAUCUGCUUCCCCCAAGCAGACAAAGGUGGCACACAUGUAGUGCUUUCCUACCCCCAGGUGACUUCCUUGUCUGUGGGGACCGCCGUGGCUCUGUGCUGCUCUUUCCUGUCAGACCGUGUCUGUUCAAAAAAUCUGGGGCGGGAGGCAAGGCUAUUACUGCCGCUGAGGCCUCUGGAGCUGGUAGUGGCAGCGGUGGGUCCGAGAGUGUUGUAACGGGAAUAGGCCCAGUCUCUAUACUCCGUUCUCUGCAUGGGAAACAGGGGGUGACCUCAGUUACCUGCCAUGGCGGCUAUGUAUACAGCACAGGGCGUGAUGGCUCCUACUUCCAGCUCUUUGUACAUGGUGGCCACCUCCAGCCAGUUCUAAGGCAGAAAGCUUGUCGAGGCAUGAACUGGGUAGCUGGGCUUCGGAUGGUGCCUGAUGGAAGUAUGGUCAUCUUGGGUUUCCAUGCCAAUGAAUUUGUAGUGUGGAGCCCCCGGUCCCAUGAGAAGCUACAUAUCGUCAGUUGUGGUGGAGGGCACCGCUCCUGGGCCUUUUCUGAUACUGAGGCAGCCAUGGCUUUUGUCUACCUUAAGGAUGGUGAGGUCAUGCUCUAUCGGGCUCUAGGUGGCUGCAUUCGGCCAAACGUGAUUCUCCGGGAGGGUCUGCAUGGUCGGGAAAUCACAUGUGUAAAGCGUGUGGGCACUGUAACACUGGGCCCCGAAUUUGAGGUACCCAAUUUGGAGCAUCCUGACUCCCUGGAGCCUGCCAGUGAGGGGCCUGGUCUGAUUGACAUCGUGAUAACAGGCAGCGAGGACACUACUGUCUGUGUCCUAGCUCUUCCCACCACCACAGGCUCAGCCCACGCCCUCACUUCUGUCUGUAACCAUAUCUCCUCUGUGCGAGCCUUGGCAGUGUGGGCUACUGGCACCCCAGGUGGCCCAGGGGAUACUCGACCAGGGCUCACUGCUCAGGUAGUGUCUGCAGGGGGUCGAGCUGAGAUACACUGCUUCAGCCUCAUGGUCACUCCUGACGCCAGCACCCCCAGCCGCCUUGCCUGUCACGUCAUGCACCUUUCAUCCCACCGGCUGGAUGAGUACUGGGACCGGCAGCGCAACAAGCACCGGAUGAUCAAGGUGGACCCUGAGACCAGGUACAUGUCUCUUGCUAUUUGUGAGCUUGACUCCGACAAGCCUGGCAUUGGCCCUGGCCCCCUUGUGGCUGCAGCCUGUAGUGAUGGAGCAGUGAGGCUCUUUCUCUUGCAGGACUCUGGGCGAAUUCUGCAUCUCCUUGCUGAAACUUUCCACCAUAAGCGGUGUGUCCUCAAAGUCUAUUCCUUCACACAUGAGGCACCUAACCAGCGUCGGAGGCUGAUCCUGUGCAGUGCAGCUACAGAUGGCAGCCUAGCCUUCUGGGAUCUCACCACUGCAAUGGACCGAGGCUCUACUACCCUGGAGCCUCCUGCACAUCCUGGGCUUCCCUACCAGAUGGGCACCCCCUGCAUGACCGUCCAGGCCCAUAGCUGUGGUGUCAAUAGCCUGCACACUUUGCCUACACCUGAGGGCAACCAUCUUGUGGCCAGUGGCAGUGAGGACGGGUCCCUGCAUGUCUUCACACUUGCUGUGAAGAUGCCAGAGCGGGAAGAGACUGAUGGGGAGGCUGAGUUGGUACCCCAGUUAUGUGUCCUAGAGGAAUAUUCUGUCCCCUGUGCACAUGCUGCCCAUGUGACAGGUGUCAGGAUCCUUAGUCCCAAGCUUAUGGUCUCAGCCUCCAUAGACCAACGGCUGACCUUCUGGCGUCUGGGACAUGGUGAGCCCACCUUCAUGAACAGCACUGUGUACCAUGUGCCAGAUGUGGCCGACAUGGACUGCUGGCCUGUGAGUCCGGAGUUUGGCCACCGCUGUGCUCUGGCAGGUCAGGGACUUGAGGUUUACAACUGGUAUGACUGAGUCAUCCCAGUGGUGGGAGAAUGGAGCAUGGGGCCUGACUAGACAGUGGAGCAGGGAUCAGCUGUCUGUGUCAGGCUCAGUGUGCCCUGAGGAGGUGAGGGAGCACCACCAUAGGUGCUCAAGUGUUCCUGUAGCUGUUGCAGAGGUGGACCAAGAAUAAGCCUCUCCACAAGAGGAUGAAAUUGUAUUUAUUCUGACUUUUAGUGUCCAACAUCUGUGAGGUUUUGUUUUUUUCCCAGUUGAUGCUUUUAUAAACAUUCCUAGCUAUUGGGCCAUUAGAUGUGGCUCAGCGGAGGGAGGCCCAGCAUAGCCAAGCCUGUGUGGAACACCUCACGUACUGCCCUCAAAAGCUGUAGGCGAGCAAACAUCUGACCAAAGAGGUGUGGCCGAGGUUCCUGAAAGAAGCAACCAGGCGCAUCCUCGUUUCCUGUGCCCCCACCCUUGCCCACAUUUCCCACAGACCCUCGCUGUAUGCUCACCCCUAGAAUGUGUACUCGGUUAUAGUAUGAGCUGAAAUCCAUGCUAAGCUGCACCAGGAACUUGCACACCUAGAGACAGAGGUUGAAUUGUUGAGCUGUUGUCUUUUUUCUUGUGUCACAACCCAGAAUAAAGAAUAGUGUGUGUAGUGUC